Messenger RNA from Miscanthus lutarioriparius, 1548 nucleotides. Lineage: Eukaryota; Viridiplantae; Streptophyta; Magnoliopsida; Poales; Poaceae. The record is from the annotation of a GenBank genome assembly.
AUGGCAGCACAGAUGCUCAGCUCUGCAGUGGCCCAGGAGGCGGUUAGCCAAGCCUUAUCAAAUUUGAAGGAGAGGUACGGGAACAAGUCAGACGGAAAGGAGCACAUGGAAAGGAUGGUGAUGGCUCACAUCAAGCUGGAGGCCGCCCUCGAGACAUCCAACAAGUGGAACAUCACCAGCCUGCCAUUGCUGCGCUGGCAGAGCAAGCUCAAGCGCGCCGUGCAGGAGUGCGACCACACCUGCGCAGGUGCAAGCAGCGCUUGGAAGAAGAGGAGGACAGACAACACAGGUCGCGGUGGCGGCGACAACGAGCUGACAGGAUCUGCCGUCCGGAGAUUCGGCGCGGUUUGCGAGGCGGUGCGAGCGAGUUCCCUAAGAUAUGUGGAGCUCGGUGGCACACCACGCCAAUACAUGUUCUUCGACCCUAUUAUAAGGCACCUUCUCUCUGGGAAAGGAACAAGGCAUUGCUCUGUUCAUGGGGCUCAGCAUCUCUCGUUCCUUCUACAGCCGUUUAGUCUACCCGAGCAUGGGAUGGAGGGAAUGCUAAUAUUCUUACUUGAAGAUGGCAACGCGCCAGAGAAUAAUUUCUUUCUUUCCCUCAGUUUACGGCUUUCCGAGAGCACCAACAUAGUUGGGGUUGUAAUCAGAUGCCUGGAGCUAUUUACACCUCACAUGAGCUCAAUAGCCGAGACCGUGAAGACAAAGCUCACCCAGUUACCAACGCAGGACUUUUGCUGGAUGCCAGAUGCAGCUUAUUCUGUUUUUGGGAGUGAAGAACACUGGGAAGAUCUUCACACCAUCCGUUAUAAGUGGUUUCGACCCAACCCGCUUUGUUGUCAGCAAAAAGACCUUCGCUCGAUGAACCAGAUUACUCAAGUUCAUUUGUUGGGCCAAGUCGCACUGUUAGUCGGGGACAACAGACAGAGUGCGAUCGUCAAUGGAGAAACGUGCCCCAUGAGAGGAUCUUCAUUUCUAAAACUCGGGGGCACUUGUGGCCUCAUGCCUCUUCUCGAAGAUAUGUUGCCUGCAGUUGGAGGUUCAAGCAAUGAGAUGAUAAACAGAGAGGUAGCGCCAUGCGGCUUGUACGCAAACAUUUCUUUUGAGCAGCUGGGUGAGAUCAUGCUACCAAAGGCGGAAGAUUGCCUUGGCGGAAAUGUUGCAGCUACCUCAUAUCAGAUGCUGUGGAAUUCCAAGCAUGGAAGCGCAUACCUUCAGGCAGACAAGACCCCAUGGCCGCCCAUACCUUCAGGUCGGAGAGACAGAGGUGGAAAAAAUCAGAAACAAAGUCGGUUCAAGAAGGUGCAGCGCCCAUGGACAAGUGAGACAAGUGAGUUCUUGAGCUCUUGGAUUCUGCAUGCGCUUUGCCCAGUGCAGGCCUCAUUCGUGGACUGGAUUGAAAACAAAAGGCGACCGCCGCUACCAUUGUCCUCAAAAAGUACUUCAUGCGUUCAUGGUUGUCCAAUGAUGUCCUUGUCUUUGCCAGAUUAUCACGCAUCUUUAGCCAGGAAAAUCAGGUCUUACAGCACGUUCAUCGCCUUAAGGACUUGA